This is a messenger RNA of Acaulospora morrowiae, 995 nucleotides long. The record is from the annotation of a GenBank genome assembly. Lineage: Eukaryota; Fungi; Glomeromycota; Glomeromycetes; Diversisporales; Acaulosporaceae.
AAGAAACUUUAUCACUCAACAACGUAAGAAAGAAUGUGAUGCUUCUUUCUAAACCUCUUGCCGAAAUAGGUCAAUUAAUCCAAGUAAAUAUUAGUAUAAUCAAAGAUCAACAAAAGGAAAUUGAAAACUCCCAUCAAUCCAUAGAAGAUUUAAGAAGCAGGCUUCAUACUACACUUUUAGAUCUUACUCCAAAAAAAUUGGGUCAUCCCAGAACUGUAUGUACUAACAAGAGCUGCACAAAAACCAUUUCUGUCGGCAAGAAUUUAACAAAGGUGGACUACAUAACACAUUGUCACACACGAUGUUAUUUAAAAAACGUCGAGCCUAAUUUAGUAAACAAUGCGGCCUUGAGAGAAUGUGCAGCCAUGAAUAAUACCGAAAAUUGCGGAAACUGCUCCUGUCAUUGGAGCAAACAUAUGCAUAUUACAUACGAGAAUAAGCAUACAUUCAUAAAAGUUAUUGAUGAAAAUGUAGUAAAAUUGAUUAAAGAAAAGGUUUCUUAUCAAGAUACAAAAAAAGCGAUAAUAGAUGAUAAAGAACAAUAUAUAAGCAGACAAAAAGAAGAACAGAAAAGAAUAAGUUCUAUUAACAUCAAGCUCGCACAGUUUUUAAGACAAAACGCAAUCGCUGCUUACAACGAUACAUAUGCUGAAUACCUGGAUCAUUUUAUUAACGAAGAAAAAACCAAGAAGAGUAGUGAUCCAGCCAUUUAUGACAAUAGAAUUCUCAUAGGACUUGAAGCUGUAAAAAGAGAAUAUUCUGAAAAAAUAUCGAUCAUAAAAAAAGCGAUUGAAACCAAUGAUCCUUCUGUACCUCCAUUCUCUCUAAAAGAAAUUUCUGAUCUCAUACAAGAACUGUAUGAAUUGCCACUCAAUGGUCAAACAUUGAAAAAAAUAAAAAUGGAAGCAGAACUUGGUCGAAAUUUUGCGUUUAAAUACGAAGAAAAACGUUGCAUGUUUCAAGGAAAUAACUUUUGGAAUCACAUCUUCAAAUAA